Electrophorus electricus (electric eel) is the source of this 3409-nucleotide messenger RNA. RefSeq names its product retinoid x receptor, beta b (gene rxrbb). Lineage: Eukaryota; Metazoa; Chordata; Actinopteri; Gymnotiformes; Gymnotidae. Gene Ontology annotation, biological process: regulation of DNA-templated transcription. Gene Ontology annotation, cellular component: nucleus. Gene Ontology annotation, molecular function: sequence-specific DNA binding; zinc ion binding; nuclear steroid receptor activity. The record is from RefSeq and is a predicted model, not a curated record.
AAACAACAGCUGGCGGUGCUAUUAGUCGUCAAAGGGGGGCAGAAGCACUCUGUCGUGCUGUGUGCCGAAGACGUGAUCGGCGACAACGGACUCGCGUUUUUGUAACCGUGUGAACCGCGGAGAAGCCUAACGUGUGGCGCUGGCUCUGCGGGCUCAGAUAGCUGCGGUUAGCUCGCCGUCUGAAUUGGGAACGGAUGCUAUUCGCGCAGCUAGCUGGCUAACUAGCCUGGUGUCUGGUCAGUGCGUGUAGGCAGCUGUGAUCUGGAUCUCCUGGUUCUUUUUCCAGCUGAGCGUCAAAGACCAAUAGUCUCCUGAGUUGGUCAGUCUGGGUUGCAUCUAUGAACUCCUUGCCACCCACCACGUCGGCCGUCAGUAGCCCCGUUAGCUCCCUGGACUCACCGUUAUCCGUCAUCAGCUCGUCCGUUGGCUCUCCUGGGGCGCCUGUGACUCCGUCGGUGGGCUAUGGACCCGUCAGCAACCCGCAGAUUAAUUCCUCGAUGUCUGGGCUGCACGCCGUUAGCAGCUCUGACGAUGUGAAGCCAUCCUUUUGCCUGAAGUCUGCAGGUGGCACUGGGCCAAUGUUGUCCCAGAAACGCCUGUGUGCCAUCUGUGGCGACCGCUCCUCAGGCAAGCACUACGGCGUGUACAGCUGUGAGGGAUGCAAAGGCUUCUUCAAGCGCACGGUACGCAAGGACCUGAGCUACACGUGCAGGGACAGCAGGGAGUGCCCUGUGGACAAGCGCCAGCGCAACCGCUGCCAGCACUGCCGCUACCAGAAGUGCCUGGCCAUGGGCAUGAAGAGGGAGGCGGUCCAGGACGAGCGCCAGAGAAAUAAGGAGAGGGAUGGUGACUACGAGUUCAGCAGCUCUGCCAACGAGGAGAUGCCUGUGGAGAAGAUUCUGGAAGCUGAGACUGCCGUGGAACACAAGACGGAGCUGCGCUCCGAAGGGACUGGCUCUCCCGGUGACCCUGUGACCAACAUCUGCCAGGCAGCCGACAAGCAGCUCUACAGCCUGGUGGAGUGGGCCAAACGCAUCCCGCACUUCUCCGAGCUGCCCCUGGACGACCAGGUCAUUCUGCUCCGAGCAGGGUGGAACGAGCUCCUGAUCGCCUCCUUCUCUCACCGCUCGAUUGGGGUAGAAGACAGCCUUCUACUGGCCACAGGGCUACACGUGUCCAGAGAGAGUGUCUGUGAUACUGGGGGGGUGGAGCCCAUCUUUGACAGGGAAAGUUCCCAUAGUGCUGAGGUGGGGGCCAUAUUUGACAGGGUGCUAACCGAGCUGGUCAAUAAGAUGCGAGACAUGCAAAUGGACAAGACGGAGCUCGGCUGUCUGCGAGCUAUCGUCCUCUUUAACCCAGAUGCCAAAGGUCUGAGUAAGAGCAGCGAGGUGGAGCUCUUGCGUGAGCGAGUGUACGCGUCCCUGGAGGCCUACUGCAGACAGAAAUACCCUGAGCAGCAGGGCAGGUUCGCCAAGCUCCUCCUGAGGCUGCCUGCGCUGCGCUCCAUCGGCCUCAAGUGUCUGGAGCACCUGUUCUUUUUUAAGCUGAUCGGAGACACGCCCCUUGACACGUUCCUGAUGGAGAUGCUGGAGGCUCGCCACUAGCUGACUCCCAGGGAGUCUGCCGCCCGACAUCACUGUGACUGCACUUUUCGAUCUCAGGGGAACUCGAGCAUAUUGGCCAGCCUCCAAUCUGGGGUACACGUUUCGUUAUGGGUUUCUCUUUUGUAAGUGCACCACAGCGUCUAGAGACCCCAAACUUGCCAUGAACUUAGAAUGAGUUGGUGCUAUGUUUUAGUUGUAAGUCUUGAAUUCAUGAGAAUUUUUUUGUCAAUUGUUUAAGAUCGGAACCUUCAAGUUCCCUUACUAGCUUACAUAAGUGGGGUUUACAUUUUGAUAGAACCAUUUAAAGCUUUUAAAACACAUGAAUGAUGGCUUUAAUUGUCACUGUGUGUGCACGCGCAUCUCCUCCCCACCCCCCGGGAGUAAUUUAUUGGGGCCAGGCCUUAAAGGACUGGUAAAUGGAAUGAACAGUUUUUAACAAGCUGUUUUAAAUACGUUUUUAAACUGGCAUCACUCUCCCACUUUAGGUAGUCUGGCCAAAUAUAUAUGCAAUGAAACUUAAAAUCAUGCACAAAAUUGUGGAAAAUGUCCACAAGUACGUACAUUAUAAUGUGUGAUUUGCAGAGUGUUCGAACUGUAUAUUGGGAUUUAUUCCAGGGAAGUGAGAUCUCACCAUAUAAUCAUAUAGAUCGAGUGCCUGACUGAUCUAAUACGUGCUUGAUGCAUUGUUUUGUUUGUUUGUUUGGUUUUUUUUUUUUAUAUUGUUUGGUCAAAUAUGGGAAAUAACUAGGAGAAUUAGUUCAUUUACAUUAGCCGUGCAUUGCGUUUUGACUGCAGUGUUUCAGGCUGAAAGAGCUACCUGUGACACUGCUUUUCUCUCGCUCUCUUUCUCCAGUUAUGCAGUUUGUAAUGCACGCUUGUUUUCUCACAUAUGAUUGCCUAUAACUUGAGUUAUGAUUCCUUAUGUAAAUUGCACUAUAUAAAUUCAAAUGUCAUCAAAUGUUUGACCAAAAAAAGGGUCAUAUUUUUAUAUACUUUGGUGCUUCAAAAGUAGAUGUUUUGACGUUACAUCCCUGAAAACCGAACAUGUACACAGGAAAUUGCAUCAUUAUCUUUUAACAACGCGGAAUCUGAGCAAUACUAAAUUAGACCUGCAAAUGUGCGUGUGCCCUCAUCACAGGGGCAUUGAAUUGACUGUUGUCUGUAUUUGGAGAAUCUUCCAACAUGUGAUUUAUACUCUAAGUAACUUCUAGUACUGUGCAAACCUUAUUGUUCAGGGACAUUGAAAACCAAUUGCUUAGUCAGGAAAAAAAAAAAAAAAAGUAAAACUAUAUAUUUGCAUGCUUUUUUUUCUUUGCUUUUAGUUUUUAGUUGAUGUGUACAUCUAAAAGUUAAAAAAGGCCUUAGUUUGCACUGGAUUUCCUAUGAAUCCCAGUCUUUUCACUUUACUUUGCUCUCCUGUGCGAUAUGGUUAUCACUCUCAGAUUUCAUUUGGACUUGUCAUCGUAUUGUUUUUUGUAAAUUCUUUGCUUUGUUUUUCUGUCCUUACCAACAGCUUGGGGGAGACAAAGACCACAGACAUAUUUUAAAUGUAAAUUCCCUUUCGGCGGACAUCUGUUUACCAAACCUUAAGUUUGUUUUGUUUUUUAAAUGGUCCUGUGCAAACACCAUCUUUACUGCAUUAGACAUGUUCGUGUCUGUCAUUGCACUAAAAUUGUCAUACAAUAAUGAUUGUAAUGAUCCUCCAUCAGGUUCUCCAUUGUUAUAGCUCAUUUUUUGAGGAGCUUGAUGGCACUGCAAGUGAACCAUAUGGUGUACGCGACCCUAAAUAAAAGCUGGUGACCCGU